AUGGAGGAUGAUCUCCAAGCCGGCGACGGCACACUGGCGCCGGCGUCGUCGAUAACGGCACCUCCCAUCGCCCCCAUUCCGCUUCCACCUCCAAUGCUCGCCGCCAUUCCCAGGCCGCCAGCCGCUCGUCAUGGCUCUGUCGAUGGCUCUGAGUCCGACAGGGAGGGGUCUGCCCCGCCGCAUUCCUCCGCCGCUGCACCUGACGAGUACGAGGUCUCUGAGGAGAGCAGAAUCGUUCGAGAGAGGCAGGAGAAGGUACGCCAGGAGUUGCUGCUGAAGCGGAAGGCCUAUGCCAUGGCUGUCCCCACCAAGCCGGAAGCUGUUCGCGCCCGCCUCCGUCGCCUAGGAGAACCCGUCACCUUGUUCGGGGAGAGGGAUAUGGAGAGAAGGGACCGGCUUCGGGCAAUUAUGGUCCGGCUUGAUGCGGAGGGGGAGCUAGAGAGGCUACUUAAGGCCCAUGAUGAUGAGGAACAGGCCGCUGCGGCCGCCGCCUCGGAGGGUGUCGAGGGCGAGGAAGGUCCGAUUAAGUACCCAUUUUUCACCGUGGGUUCUAAAGAACUCCUGGAUGCGAGGGUUGACAUCGCGAAGUACUCACUGGCACGGGCUGGAGCUCGUCUAGAGAGGGCGAGGAGGAGAAGGGAAGACCCCGACGAGGACCCGGAUGCCGAAUCUGAGAUGGUGUUGCAACAAGCAGGGGGUUUCUCUCUCGAUUGCAGUGAGCUUGGGGAUGACCGGCCACUGACGGGGUGCUCAUUCUCAAACGAUGGCUCACUACUCGCGACCAGGUACUUUUUCGGGCUUUCUUUUGCUUAUUGUUUCACUAUAAUUUCCCCCUGUUGAAUAUGAUUCUAGAGUUCCUUGCACGCAGUACUUUUAAGUGACCUUUUGGGAUGGACAUUAUCCGAUUCCUCGUCAUGUUGACUCCCAGAAUCUCAAUGCGGGCGAUCUGAUAUAUAUUUUUUAAAAUUUCAGCUGCUUUAAGACAGUGCCUGUCAGUAUGGAGGACAGCAAAACUAUCACCUCUUAGUCAUCCAUUAUUAUCUCUUACAUGUUGGUCUUCUCUGUAGACCUUUAUUUAUUCUUUUCAACCCUCAGAUGGAUCCUUGCCGACUGUCAUCAUCAUUUUUAUCCAAAUGAUAUGCUAAUUGGCGCCUUGUUUUUGCAGUUUCACGCAAUUUUAUUUCAAUUGCAUUUUGAAUGCAAAAUAUUAGGAUAAUUUGGAAACCUUAUUUGGGAAUUUUCUUGGGCAUAAAUUGUGUGAGUCAGCCCCAUAUGCAGUGCUCCAUUGCUUAUAGUUUAAUAAAAAGGAGAUGGAGUCCCUAACAUCGAAACCUUAGUUACGAUUUACGGUUCAUUUCGAAGCUUUUGAAAUAAUUUAGUCAAGAUUACCUAGUAACUGUCUAAGUUCUCAUAUAAUUUUGCUUGUGCAAAAAGUACCAGAAGAAGAGUGGAACUUUGAAGUCGUAACAGUCUGACGAUAAUUUUUGAGGUUAUUAUGAAGACAUUGGUGAGCAAGCUGAGUAAAGUGAUUAGUUCACCAUCCCAAACCUAUCAGCAUUUGUCAACGUAAUUUUUAUUCUGAGCCUGUUUUCAGUAGGACAUGAAGCUAUUCUGCUCCCCAAGACACAUGCUUAAGCUGGAUUUUGAAACGGGAUAUGAUAGAGUGACAUGGAGUUUCACUACUAGAACCCUAAUCCACACUCGUAAAUACCUCGAUAGUUUACUUGGCUUUCUGCAGAAAAAAAUUCUUUCCUUCUAAAUAAAGAACUUGUCUAUUCUUUGCGUUGAUAAGGAGCCUUGGACAAGGAUCCUAUGUCCCCAUUUUGGUUCCUGUUAGUGAACUCUAUGUGGAAUAAAGUUGGUUGAAGUUGAACUGUGAAUUUUAUUCUGGAGAUCGUUCAAGUGUUACUCUAAUAUCCUGUGGCUUUGCUGACAACACCUUGUCUGCGCUAGUCAAGAAAUAGGAAAUCAUGAUUAGUUGGAAUUGAUGGUUGUUUGAAUACUAAAGGCCAGGCCAAAAGAACAACUUGAUGGGUGCGAAUGGUCACAUUUUAGGAUCGACUUGACUUACUACUAACUGAGAUUGGAAAUGGUUGAGUCUGCUUGAAGGUUGGGGAGCUUCAGCAUAGUGCUUUUCUUGUAUUUCGUUCUGAGUUGAGGGUUAUAUCCCCUUCUAGAUGUCCUGUGGGUGAUUUUCUCUAACCAUUCCACCUCUACCAUUCUCUGCCUCCGGCAGAACAACACACACAUGCACACGCAAAAAAGCUGCUUCGCCCUCCCACUAUGCACCAUAUGAUUCUGUGUUCGCUGUCUUGUGUUCACUGUCUUUUACACACCACAGGAAAAAAUCCAAUGGCAUUAGGCAUGAAAUGCUAAUCAUGUGAAAUACAACUAUUCGUUUCUACUUUCCUUUGUUCACUCAGAAAGUGAGACUAUAUCACCUUCUAUAGAAAGCAAAUAACGCUUCAGUGAUGGAUGGUAACUAUUCAUAAUAAUCGGGAACUUAAAGAACUUAAAAUGUUCGGUGACAACUGAGCAGAUGAUAAACUCUCACAUUCUAGGUUCACUUAUAUGCAUUGGACGACCUCUAAGGCAUUGGAUAAGUUACACUUAUGAGUACACAAGCAGCUGUCUCAUAGGAGGUACCUUUAUGCAAAAAAUAUCAGGUUAUUUUUGCCCUAUUACAGAUGCUUAAAAAGCUACCAGUACUUGAUGCAGUUAGCUUGUAGCUUUUAACAAUGCUGCUAUGGUAGGAGUCAUAAUAGUGUGAAGGCAUUUAACAUGGAGAGCGAAUUAAGCAUCAUCGCAACUUUGAUUCCGCUAUUGAAAUUAAGAUCUUUUUAAGAUCGACUGGGGAAAUUAACUAUGGUUUGCUUUGAAAGUACCAGACAAUUGUUUACAAUAAUGACCCCGCCUUUAGAACAUUGGUAGUUACUCUCUGUAAUUCUUUGCUUUUUUCUCCGUUGGCAUUCUGUUUCUGGUGAGGAACUAGCAGAAGAACAGACUGUCUAAUGAAUAGUGUCUCUUUCCAAAUGAAAUAUGAAAACUGUUUCUGGAAUAGUGUCUCAUGAAUUUUUUCAUGAGUUGUUGUUUGGGGUUUAACUAAAAAUGCAUUUAUGGGAGAUCUAACAACUUGUGUUUAGUGGAAGGACGAUGUUAUACUUAGAGAAUAUGAGCAAGGGGCUUGGGAUUUUUUGCAUUGGAAAAGAAAAUUGUUUCCUUUUAUCUCCUCGAUCUAUUCAUUUUGUUGUAAAAUUUUGACAUGAUAUUAUUAAAAUAUUGAAAGAUGCAUCUUUUCAUCAUCCAGGAUCUAUAGCACAUCAUUAUAAUGCUAAGAUGCAUCAUUCACAUCAUUAUGCAGUGUUAAUAUAAUACCAUGGCACCUGGUUUCUAACCCAGAUGGUAUGCGAAAGUUAAAUUUAUGUUGGUCCCACAUCAAUGGAAAUGAAAACAUUUCGGAAAAAUAGCUAUUCACUUGUCCAGAAUACAUUACCUUACUGGACCAAUUGCUUUUGGGAUAUAUUCACUGGGCAGCACUUCAUGUGGGGAAGUAUAGGACUACUGGAGGUGUUCCUUUUCGUGAAAUUGCAGGGCUCUCUGCUUACUGUUGUCUCCUUGGCUAUGUUUUAGUGAUAAAUGUUGUAGAGAGUAAGUAUGCUGUCAGAUAAAGUGGUACCAUGAAGAGGCACCCCUAUAUUGCUUCGAAGGAACAAAAAAUACCCAACAGUCUCAUGGUCGUAUGAACCCCUGGGCUGCCGUUCUUGAAGAAUUUGGUUCAUGUAUGAGCUUUGUGGACUGAUAGAAUGCCCAAAGAACUGGCCAACUGUUCACUGAUUACUUCGAAGGCCUUAAUAACCAUGCAUAUUAGACAUGUGGAGCCGGGGUGAAGAGUGUUUCAGAGGACGGUGCAUUACGUGCAAUUAGACAUUAAUCAGCUGUUUAAAGAGAAAGGGUGACAAACGACAGUUUGAAACUUGGCCACCAUCGUUACCUAUUUACAUGUAGUACAAAUGAAGUAUAAUGUGGGCCUAAUGGGCUUGUAUACUGAACCACUCACAAAACAGUAGUAGGCCUAUUUCAAUGGACCUUCUAAGAAUUGCCUUUGCCAUAAUUGGGAAUAAUAAAAUGGAGCUGUUUUCUUUUUCCCAUGAUGGUGCAUACUGACUGACAUCAUUUUCCCGCAACUAUGCGUAGCUGGGUCAUUUUUAGUCAAAUGAUUUUAGAAUUAUUAAAACUGACCCCCUUAAAACUUUUGAUUAUUUUCCUGAAUGACAACCAUCAGAUCACCUUCCUAGACUGAUCUUUACGUUUGACCAAAUUCAUUUGAAGAGUCAUCAGCCCUUGUUGGAUUGGUAGUUAGUUUCCCUUUUUUUAAUAAUUCGUUUGAUGUUAAACUGAUUGGCUUGUAUGUGUCUAUGAUGAGGCGAGAUUCAUGCUGAUACACGGAAACAAUCAUUUCAAUUUCAAAAUUGCCCUGAUGGGCUUUGAAUGUGCUGUAAUAACAUUUUUCUGCCUUGACAUGUGUGGUGAAGAGGCAACCCAGCCAUUAACUUUGAAUGUGCUGUAAUAACAUUCAAAAUUCGAUUUUUUAAAAAGCUGGAUCGUUACCCCCCUAUGUCCCCCUCGGGGGGAGGAGCUAUUUCUUUUAAAAACUAAGAGAAAGAGUGACAGUUCAAUCAAUCUUUCUUGGGCGAAACAGAGGCGUUUAUUACUUUUACUGAGAAAAAACACCUCAGUUUCAGUUGAUAGUGUUAUGUUAUAUAGGAAAACCUUCACUUCACAGUGCAUCAUAAAGCAUGUUCUUUAUUGCAUCUAUUAUUAUUGCAGUUCAUGGAGUGGGAUUACAAAAAUAUGGAGUAUGCCUCAUGUGAGAAAAGUUUCUACUCUAAAAGGCCACACAGACCGUGCCACUGAUGUGGUUUUCUCUCCCGUCGACAACUGCUUGGCGACUGCAUCUGCAGACAGAACCGCCAAGCUUUGGUCCACUGAUGGAUCGCUGCUGAGGUCAUUUGAUGGGCAUACAGAUCGCCUCUGCCGCAUUGCCUUCCACCCAUCUGGAAAGUAUCUGGCAACUGCAAGCUUUGACAAGUCCUGGAGGCUGUGGGAUAUAAACACUGGGGUUGAGUUGCUUUACCAAGAAGGUCACAGCCGACGGCUCUACGGGAUUUGCUUCCAUCCUGAUGGAUCAUUGGCCGCCUCCUGUGGCCUUGACGCCCUUGCGCGUGUGUGGGAUCUCCGGACUGGGAGGAGUAUCUUUGCUUUGCAGGGUCACGUAAAGGAGGUGAGUGAGGCUCAAGACAGCCUGCAUCACUCCAGAGCUUUCCACUUCCCUUCACUUGUACACCGAGCUCUGUGGUUCCUGCUUCCCUUCAUCUCUGAGAUCCUGGAUUCUAUUUCAGGUCCUUGGAAUCUGCUUCUCUCCAAAUGGGUACCAUUUAGCUACGGCUGGCGAGGACAACACAUGCCGCAUAUGGGACUUGAGGAAGAAGAAGUGUAUCUAUGUCAUACCCGCCCAUGCUUGCAUUAUUUCUCAGGUGAAGUUCGAACCUCAAGAAGGAUACUUUCUGGCGACUGCUUCGUAUGAUACAAAAGCCAUGGUGUGGUCGGCGAGGGAUUUCAAGCCUGUCAAGACGCUGAUUGGACAUGAAGGGAGAGUGACUGAUCUGGAUAUCACCGGAGGUAACUCUCAACUCAUCAUCUAGCUUCUCCUCUCCCUACCUGUCUGCACAUCACAGGUUCGCCAUUAAAAACGCCUCCUCUACCAUCGUUUUACUCUGCAGAUGGCCAGACAAUAGCCACCGUUGGGCAUGACAAGACCAUUAAGAUAUGGGCAUGCAAGAGUGAGAACAGUGCUAUGGAUGUUGAUGAUGACCCUCCAUCUUGA
Messenger RNA from Spirodela intermedia, 5884 nucleotides. Lineage: Eukaryota; Viridiplantae; Streptophyta; Magnoliopsida; Alismatales; Araceae. The record is from the annotation of a GenBank genome assembly.